Molecule: messenger RNA, 1426 nt
Organism: Trichoderma atroviride IMI 206040
Lineage: Eukaryota; Fungi; Ascomycota; Sordariomycetes; Hypocreales; Hypocreaceae
Biological process (GO): protein import into mitochondrial matrix
Cellular component (GO): mitochondrial inner membrane; TIM23 mitochondrial import inner membrane translocase complex
Molecular function (GO): transmembrane protein transporter activity
Source: RefSeq, a predicted model, not a curated record
UCCGGCUUUGCGACAGGUUUGCGAGACUUCAUCUUGUCAUCGACGCUCGCAGCACUCGUUUCCGAAGCACUUUUCGGCCCAGCACCAGUCGCCCAGCAUGUCUUCUCUAUGGAAUGCAUUCACCGGAGGCAACAAGCCUGCCCAGCAGCAGCCGCAGCAACACCAGCCCUUCACUCCCGAUGCUGCCCCUCCCACCACCAACCUCUACGACCCAACCCAAGGCGCGGGCGUUGAGUCCUUCUUGCAGAGCUCGGCCUUUGCGGAUCCUUCACAACUACACCCCCUCGCCGGAUUGAACAGAGACACGCUGGAAUACCUCUCCCUCGAAGACUCAACACUGUCCGACCUGCCGGGUGGCCAAUCCGUCCUCCCCUCUCGAGGAUUCACCGACGACCUUUGCUACGGCACCGGCAUCACCUACCUGACGGCACUGUCGAUAGGAGGUGCAUGGGGAUUCCAAGAAGGCCUGCGAAGGUCUGCCGGCCAGCCCCCCAAGCUGCGACUCAAUGCCGUCCUCAAUGCCAUGACAAGGCGGGGUCCAUUCCUGGGCAACAACGCCGGUGUUGUCGCCAUCACAUACAACUGCAUCAACUCGCUGAUUGGGUUCCUACGCGGUGAGCACGAUGCUUUCAACACAAUCGCUGCUGGUGGACUCAGCGGUAUGGUUUUCAAGAGCACCAGGGGUGUUCGACCAAUGAUGAUUUCCGGCGGUCUAGUGGCCUCCCUGGCCGGUGUCUGGGCGAUUGCACGACAGUCAUUCUUCCCCGUCCCUGAGCGACAUGCCGAGCACGCCGCAUUGUAAUAAUAUCACCGAAACAGACAUUGUAACGAAUAGCACACAAGAGAAGAAUUACUCUUCAAACGACAUACGACCACUAUUUAAUCUACAUCAUAAAAGAUGGCGGCUCAAAGGAGGAAAACAACAAAAAGUCUUCUAAUAGCUGGGAAUGGCAAUUGGUAGGAGGGGGCAUGGAGACCUGAAAAGGAACUAGGACAGAGGGGAAAGAAAUCAAGGGGAUGCCUCCUCCAGCCUGGGUGCCAGACGUGUCGAGAGGAGUUUGGACUGAAAAAAAAAAAGGAAAACACCUAUAUGGUGAUGAUAGAUGAUCUCUCCUCCCCAACGUGAACUGUACAUUAUAUCGGGUAACCGGUCAGCGAAGCAUUUAGACCAUAUAGGGCUGGGGGCGUCUGGUCAUCAAUUUCAAAGUUUGUAUUCAAGGAAAAAAAACAAGAGAAAAAAUUGAAUUUAACAUUGAUCGGGUGGAAGUGAAUUUCGAUGCAGUUUGCACAAGAGAUUAAUUUGGGACGAAAAGCUGUGAUUGUUGUUUGGUGGAGCUUCGCUGUGAAUUGAGCAGAUGGAAUACAAGAUUUCAUGGGAUGAAUUGAGAUUGGAGGCAUGGCCGAAGAGAUGCAAAAGCCUUGGGUG